AUAGUAGGCGUCAGGAUCAGAAUCGAAUCCAUGACCUCUCGCAUACCAGGCGAGGUAGUUAACACUCUGUAGCAGUGCGAAGUUUGCAUCCCGCAUUUCUUCCGCUUAAUCGAGACCGAUGUAUAUUUUUCCUUAUCAAGGUUUCUUGUUUUCUGUCCAAAGAUUCUCCUUGAACCCUGCUAUCACUCGGAGGCCGCGACUCUUUCAAGCCUUCCUGUUGUCUGCAAUGUAGAUGUGUGUGGUUGUUUAUUAACAAAAAAACUUCACUUGGGUCGCUGUGAAGUAGCUGCGCUGUUCGAACCGGCGUGGCCUGAGACGCGCGUGAAGUGACGUGGGGUGAAAUGGUGGCGCAGUGGUUGGCAACGCUUCGCUAUUAACCCAUCGGUCAUCACCGGCGAGUGAUGUCUGAACCGGUUCACGGGUUCCGCUCCCCUUCAUGAGCCCAUGCUCGCCAACGUGGGGAAGUAUGGUCAAACCGCCCCCAUGCCUGGCACGACAUGAGGAAGACUUGAUCCAGCAUUGGAUUGACAGAGGGUUGUUAAUGACGCAUUAUGUUUCCGCUCGGGGUGUAACGAUCCGCUCCCACCUCCUCCUCCUCCUUCUCCUCACGAUCCAGUGAAAUGUCUCAACCCAGGGCCACAAUUCAAUCAAGAGUUAAUUCGUGAAGGAAGUUAUCCAUUUACUGUGGCAGCCUCUUGAGACUGGACAAGCCGCACUAAUCCAUUACGUCAAUUGAUUGAAAAGCCAAAUCCUCACACGCACGAGCCGAUGCACGUGUCUGGUGGGUCAGAGUUCGGGGCGCUGAGCUGACACCACUGAGGCCCCCGGGUUCCAAUCCAGAUUUCAGUCGCCUGUGAUUAAACGCGCUUCUCAAGUGCAGUGAGUGGAUGAUGGCCACAGCCUGGUCACCAAUGGCUGCGCACAAAAAAAGAUCAAGUUAAAAUUGCGUCUGCACUUAACGUGGCAGCAUUUUAGCGCUGGGAAUAAACAUUUAGGUUCGACUGUUCUUGCAGCGAACAUUACUCUCAUAUGCAGAGCAGGUGGUAAAGCACAGCAGCCCUCUACCGUGUGGACCCCAGGGGUCACUCGAAGGAAUUUCAGAAGUAGCACUGUGAUAUCUGCUUCCUCGGGCCGUUUCCUUAACACAAAAGGGUUGCACUGCUCUGCGAACUAUGAGCUUCACCCAGAGCGCUACGUGGUACAAAAUCGGUGGUGUGGGGAACGACAAUGGGUGGACGCAUCGUCGCAGGAGAGCGUUGCCUGGGCACGAGGGUUCACCCUCCUCCUCCAUCUCUUCUCUGAUCGCUGAACGCUCCCUCCGCACCCACCGCCAGGCUGCCACCACCGCCGCCGCCGCGUCGUCGUCAGUCGCCGCCGCCGCCGCGAAGAAGGCGGAGGGUGGAGCCGGGUGGGAAGUGGCCACCGAUAAGAGCUCCCUCAGCAUUCAGCUGCAGAAGAGUCAGCCCGAUGUCGUCCUGUCGCUGCAGUCACGCUGCGUUGUCCCGGGCCGAGUGGAGGGCUUCGCCGCGGGCUGUGCCCAUCAUUCCUGCUGCCCGCUGGAGCUUAGGGACUGCUCCGGCCUGGCUUCGCAUGUCGGCCCGCGGCCCUGGGACACGCCGCUCAUUGACGCGCUCACGCUGGAGUUGCUACAGACGCACCCCCAGCUGCGGCCGUCUCACCCCCGCCUGCACCCUCGCCGGCCUCCCUCACCCUGGGGCCGCCACGCCACGACCCCCUGGCCCUACCAGCAUGUUGGCACGCAGACGGAGCACAGGGAGGGCCACCACGCGCCCAAGUCCCGGCGCGUCUCCGCGGCGACGCAGACCAGCGAGGUGAUGGACAAGCCCUGCUAUUGCCUCCACCCGGGCCUGUGGCUGCCUCCGUCCCCGUCGUCCGGCGCCAUCGGUGUGUCCCACAGCUCCGGCCUCGACAGGAUCGACGGCGCAGAAGGCGCGGCGUGCGCGGCCCGCAGCCGGCUGCCUCCUGGAACCGCGACUCCGUCGAGUCCAUCGGACGCCUCCGAUGCUUCGCCCGGCAUCGACACCAGCGGCAAGGUUCAAAUAAUGCCUCACAGCUUCAACCACAGGCGCUCCAUCCGCCUGUCUCGUUCCUCGACGUCCAGCUCCAUCACCUCUGUCGACGAGGAUGGCCGAGUGCUGGACCUGCUCCGGGACGAGCUGCCCGAGCCGCUGCUCGCCGAGGAGGAGCAUCGGCGUAACCUGCAGCUCCUGGAGGACGCGUCGCGUGCCAGCCAGCGCUUCCUGGCGCGCCCCGGCCGCCGAUCACGGCACAGCCUCUCCGAGGCGGCGUCCUCGCCUGGUCUGUCCCCUCGGUCCACUCCCUUUCCACUCCCGUCAUGUGGCACGUCUCUGGCUGGCACACCACCAGCGCUGCCGCCCCCGUUGCCCGCUCGGGUGCCCCCUCUGUGCGCCCCGGCACCCUGCCUCGACAGCACCGCCGACGCAGGGGCCUCCGCCGAAGGUGGAAUCAAGAAAGGCCCCAAGCCGCUGGUCGAGACGGGGGGCGACAAGGAAGGCAACGUCGCUCAUGCAACAGCAACUGUGCAGCCUUCCCUUGCAGCAGACAAGCUGCCCGGUCCCGGCCCCUCGGUGCAGCCCAGGGGCCCCGGCGAGGACGCGGCCCCUCAAACCGCCGCUCGCAUGGGAGGCCCCGCUCGGGGUUCCGCAGAUGGCGGCGGCGGCGGCGGCGGCCCCGGCUCCGUGGCCGCGGGGAGCGCCCGCGAGACGGCCGCCCAGGGCGCCAAGCAGCUGACGGCCGACCCGUCCGCGCCGGGGAACCUGAAGCCGCCCAGCAGCCCCCGGCAGCACAAGCCCCUGCUCAAGAGCAAUUCCGUUACCUUCAAGUUCCCCGAGAGCUCGGCAUCGUCCCCGAACGGAGACUCGCAAGCCACCAACGGGCUAAAUGACGGCCCGUUGCUGUCCAUCAAGCAGCACAAGCUGAUCAAACUCAGAGAGGGAAAGAAGCAAAACUGGUGCAGGACGGUGGGUGACCAGAAGAUGCCCGAGCUGGCCGAGGCUGCCGAGAGAAAGAGCGACACCGAGGACGACAAUGAAGGUGAAGUCGUGGAAGCAAGCAAGGAUGCCCAGAAGCCUCCGGCCAAGCCAGUUGUGUCAGACAAGCUCCUUCACAGCCUGCAGCUCCACCGCUCUCAAGCCUCCAGACCUUCCCUCAGUGAACAAGAAGUCGAGACGGCGUUCGUGCGCCUCUCCCUGGCGUUCCGCAACGACAUGUUCUCGCUGGAGAAGCGCCUGCGCCUGGAGGAGCGUGCGAGGAACCUCGCCGAGGAGAACGUCUCUCGCGAGAUCGACGCCGUCUCCAGCACAGUGCAGACGUUCGCGCCGCUGUGCCAGGACUCCCAGACGCGGGACACGUACCAGCAGCUGCAGCAGAACCUGCAGGUGCUUCGCAAGGCCACAAUGAGGGCCUCCAGCUGCUCGGAGAAGCUGGGAGCCGUGAACCAGGAGGGGCGGCUGUGCCGGGCCAUGGAGGUGAUGGUGCAGCACGUGGAGAACCUGAAGCGGCUGUACGCGCGCGAGCACGCCGAGCUGGAGGACGUGCGCAAGCUGCUGCAGCACAACUCUCGCUCCAUGCACAGUGGCUCCGGGGACAGCAGUGACGAGGGCAUGGCUCGUGGGAACCGCUCCAUGUCUAUCAUCGGAUCGCUCGGCAAGCCGACUGCUCGCCGAAGGGUCAGCGUCUCCGUCAUCCCAAAGUUCUUUAACUUCCCCAGUGGAGGAGGCAACCAACUGGCCAGUUCCUCCGGCGCACAACCCAUCUUGGAAGCGAGGAUAAACGAGGUGAAAAAUCAAGAAGCAUCCAUCAUCGCUCCGGAGAAAAUCAUCCCGGCUUUCCUAGCCCCAAAGGAAACGAGCCAGCCCAGCGGACGCAUGCUCGUGGGACUGACACGGGCAGCACUGAAGGAGAGUCCUCCGCUCAUCCCGCAAGGGGCUCAAGGCGUCAAGAUCGUGGGUGCGAGGCCGCUCAACCCCUUGGCCCAGGAGAAAGUGGAGGAGGAGACCUUCGUCAGGAGUUGACUUCCCCCCCUUCCCCCACCCAGUCGCUGCCUUGUGUUGUCAGUGCCCAUUGCUCUCGUCCUCAAUGCUACACAGGCGUACAGACACACCACGUGAUUUUGCCAAGUCCUGUUCAAUUGCCAUGACGGCUGGCUUAUAAACGAGGCUAUGUUUUGUUUGACCAGGUAAGGCCCCACUGAGCUACACGGCUAUUUGUUCAGAAGCGAUCGAGCUAUCACAAAUGAUAGCUCCACGACGUGGCUUAUCGUCACGUGGACGUUUAUAGCAGCAGCAGCAGCAGCCCAAUCCUCUCACCGCAGGUUGACUCUAAAUGUGGAGGGAGAAACCGGAGGACCCGGAGAGAAAUCCACGCGACGACGGGGAGCACACGCAGGCUCCAAAUACGCAGCGGCAGGCGUCAGGGUCGGGAUCGAACCCACGACCUCCUGCGUACCGGGCAAUGUACUUAACAUCUCGGCAUUGUGCAUUCGUGACAGCCUUAGACUUUUGCCACCACAAAUGUAUUGAAGCAUUUCCCAGUAUUCAUCCUUUCUGCGGUUAGCAAAACUGGGUUAGGGUUUCUGCAAACGCAUUUUAUUUCUUGAGCACCACUCAUGUAACGUUUAAUAAUAUUGACCAUUGUUACUGGCGAUGGAUAUUGUGGCAGGUUUACAGCAAUGUAACGGAGAUCGAGGCACAGUCCUGAAAUGGCUUGCUCACGUCACUGCUGGCAGAAAGACCUCCACGAAGAGGGAGCUCUCGUGAGGAGAGAGCCCCUCGCGAGGCUAUUUAGGCCUACUCUUCCAUGCUGGCCAGGAUUUCUUAGGAAUGGUGAAGGUGCCCACACCGCACCGGACACGACCUGCUGAUCAAAUAACUGGCGAACACGUCUAUAUUGUUGGUAACAAAGGUACAUUUAUACAAGGUUAUUUCCAAAGAUUUUCUGCGUUCGCGUUUUUACACUUAAAAGAGAUUUAUGCAGUGAAGUAAUAUAAAUUAUUCAUAAGUUAUACAACUUAACAUAUUCAUCACUGUAUUCUUAACGUGUGACCUCCUGCUUGAAAUCAUGUGCGAAUGCAUGCACACGUGUAAGCGUUGCACUGAACGCGCGUGUGUUUUUAAUACGGCUUGUAUUUUUUUUUCAACAUCUAUUUGCGCUGCCACAAGAGAGGGUCAUUCGGUGAACUCCAGAGGGACAUUGGCGGGUGUGCGCCCACAAUCUUGCGAGGCUUCCCCGCGGCAUCGCGCAAACGCUGGCACGGCGUACCAGCCUCCUGGUACCGACGGAUGUAGACUCCGAACGAGUUUUGACGCGCGCACUCACGUGCAUCCUCCUAUCACCGACAUGUUGGUCUGCAGCAGUGACCCCGGGUCACCUCGUGCGCGUGGACACUUGCACAGGCACAUACCGUCGCAUUCGCGCGAAUGUACGUGAAGGACAAACUGGGUUUAGCGCGGGUUUGUAAAUGCAAAGUGCUGUAGAUGUUUGCGACUUGUCAAGGAAAAUCUGUCCGGUACAUUUGUGGAUUUUGCAUGGAUAUGCAAAGCGUGUGAUUGUAUAACAGUACAGAUCUGUGGAAUGUUGCGUGCAUCUUUGAGGUAGUAUGUAUUAAAUCCAGUUUGCUGAUG
Messenger RNA from Petromyzon marinus (sea lamprey), 5663 nucleotides. NCBI's taxonomy places the organism in Eukaryota, Metazoa, Chordata, Hyperoartia, Petromyzontiformes, Petromyzontidae. The record is from RefSeq and is a predicted model, not a curated record.